Messenger RNA from Girardinichthys multiradiatus, 4789 nucleotides. Its product is annotated as WD repeat-containing protein 37-like. Bases 342 to 1844 code for a protein of 500 amino acids. The transcript is spliced from 14 exons. NCBI's taxonomy places the organism in Eukaryota, Metazoa, Chordata, Actinopteri, Cyprinodontiformes, Goodeidae. The record is from RefSeq and is a predicted model, not a curated record. Gene Ontology annotation, molecular function: protein binding. Gene Ontology annotation, cellular component: preribosome, large subunit precursor.
CUAUUUACUGUAAAAAUAAUAAAACAUGGUGGGUUUUAUUUUAAUUAUUAGGCGCGCAUGAUAAAGCCAACCCAGCGUUCCCAGCAGCCAUGAACGUCCGAUAGCACCAUGAUAAAGGUGGUAUGUGGCAGCGGUUAUUAAUGCUAGCUAGUCUGCUUGGCUGUUGGCAAAUUCCGCUGGAAGUAGAGAAACUGCGAAACUGCUGCAGGUAGGCGGUGACAACUGACAAAUCCAGCCUACCCACUGGCCAGCCAGCGAGGGUGGCCAUUGUUUACCUGCUUCUCAGGUAGUUUGUAAGAGGCAAAGGGGCGGGGCCACAGCCUGCCACUGGGAUAGGAGAGAUGCCUGUGGAGGGCGGAAGCAGCAGUGGCUCAGCUUCGGCCACGCGUCACCCCAAGCAGAAGCGCAAGGCACACAGUUUGUCCAUCCGGCGCACCAACAGCACAGAGGAGAGGCCACCAGGCAUCCUAAGAGGAGACAUGCUGGAGGGACAGGACUCCAAGCUGCCGCUCGCCUUGCGGAACAACCUCCUCGACCUGUUUGGCCAGAUUGAACGCGAGUUUGAGAAUCUCUACAUUGAAAACCUUGAAUUGCGACGGGAAAUCGACUCUCUCAACGAGCGGCUCACCGGAGAUGGACAGGCGGUUGACGGGGGAGACCCCACCAAGGGAGCCCUAAAAGCCAAAGCCAGCCACAGCACCAGUCAGCUGUCACAGAAGCUGAAGACGACCUACAAAGCCUCCACCAGCAAGAUUGUCUCCAGUUUUAAAGCCACCACAGGGUCCCGCGCUCUGUGCCAGCUGCUCAAGGAGUACAUAGGCCAUCGGGACGGCAUCUGGGACCUCGGUAUCACCCGAACACAGCCGGUGGUGCUUGGAACCGCCUCUGCUGAUCACUCAGCCCUGCUGUGGAGUAUAGAGACUGGCAAGUGUCUGCUGAGGUAUGCUGGCCAUGCAGGAUCAGUCAACUCCAUCAAAUUUCACCCCACUGAGCAGAUGGCGCUCACAGCCUCUGGAGACCAGACGGCUCACAUAUGGCGCUACAUGGUGCAGCUGCCGGCCCCGCAGCCGCCACCAGAUGUCAGUGCUCCAUGUGACGACGACCAGGACUCGUCUGACAGAGAAGAGGGUGAGGUGGAUGGAGAUGGCCCCUCUGAGGUCCCCACUGUCCGAGUUGCCACAGCGACCCUGAAAAGCCACCAGGGUGUGGUGAUCGCAGCCGACUGGCUGGUGGGGGGCCGGCAGAUAGUGACAGCUUCGUGGGAUCGUGCUGCCAACCUGUAUGAGGUGGAGACAUCUGAACUGGUUCACACACUGACCGGCCAUGACCAGGAGCUGACCCACUGCUGUACCCACCCCACCCAGCGCUUGGUGGUCACUGCAUCCAGGGACACAACUUUUAGACUGUGGGACUUCAGGGACCCGUCCAUCCACUCUGUCAAUGUUUUCCAGGGACACACAGACACGGUGACGUCUGCCGUCUUCACGGUGGGGGACAACGUCGUCUCUGGGAGCGACGACCGCACAGUGAAGGUGUGGGAUCUGAAGAACAUGAGGUCACCAAUAACAACCAUCCGCACUGACUCGGCUGUCAACAGGAUAAGCGUCUCGGCCAACCAGAGGAUCAUCGCUCUGCCGCACGACAAUCGGCAAGUCCGCCUGUUCGACAUGAGCGGAGUGAGGCUUGCCAGACUUCCACGCAGCAACCGCAUGGGUCACAGGCGAAUGGUGUGCUGCACGGCGUGGAACGAGGAGAACCAGGCGUGCAACCUGUUCACAUGCGGCUUCGACCGGCAGGCCAUCGGCUGGAACAUAAACAUCCCCGCCCUGCUGCAGGAGAAGUGAUCGGACGGAUCAGAACCCAUCCCUGCUGCCUCAAACACACCAGCACCUUUGCUCUGGGAAACAUUUCAAGCGACUCGUAUUUGGAGGGUGUGAAACCCAUCGUUACAGCAGGUGGUGUGUGUGAGGCCGUAGAUCCGAUCGUCUCAUCUGGACCCCUUUUUAUUUAGCAUGGACUGUGAAUUUGUGCCAUUUCUCUGUAGAAGUACAUGUUUGACUCCAUGUGUGCAGACCGCUGCUUGCGUCACUGCUGUUUUAGUUACUGCCAAACAGCUGCUCCUGCAUGUUUGCAAACGUUGCUUAAAAAGCAGUCGGUAAACAAUUUAAAAGUGCAGCAAGUGUGUAGAAUAUGUAUAUAUGAUGUUGUGGCCUGAUUAAGUGACAGAUUCAGUGUCUUAACCACCCUUUGGGAGGCGGAGUUUGGUGAAUAUGGCAUAGCUCUGAGCUGUUUUUAUCCUAUAAGGUGUGUUUCCGGUCACAGAACCAAACAUAUCACAUGCGUCCGCAUGGAUCGAUUCAUCUUGAAACGGUUCCAGCGCAACAAAUCUGUGCCCCUGCCACGUCCCUUUUGAUGCUUUCAGUUUACAUUUAGCCUUCAUGUUUCUCUUUUAUUUUUAUUUUUUUUGUCCAACAUUUUGUUACUUGCCUUUUUCUGUGUUUACAAAGGAGAUUUUUAAUCUAUAGACAUGGAUUUAUUCUACUAGGAUGAAGAGGUGUUCAAGAGUGAAGCAAUAAUGGCAGGUGAGCAGUUUGCAUCCAGUCGUCAUGCGUUAGCUGCUCGGUUUUUAUUUUCAUGGUGGAAUGAAUAGAAAGAAGUACUGGGUGCACAGGUUGGACUUUACUGAGCAUUUCCCCUCAACCAACAGGGUCGAAAGUAUAUAUACAGGGUUUUUUAAUUCUGGCUGGGUGUUUGAGCACUCUUAGUGAUAUUGGAGAAGAUCAUUUAAGCCGGUUGGUUUCCUAGCACAAACUCUGUAUCGAAGCAGGUCAGGGCCAUGCCAGAUUCUUAAUGUCUGUCAUCUUUAUCCAGUCCAAAAUCUGUUUUGAUGUGUUUGGGAUCAUCGACCUGUUGGGAUGCCCCACAUCUAUCCAAGUUUUUCAACCAUCUGAGCCAAAUCAUGCGCAAGGAAAUUGGUUAGAAUGUUAAAGAGCGACUGACCAAGACUCAAGCCUGCUAUGCACUGGAUAAUGCUUGAACACCAGCGCCACUGUCCUCAGUGAAGGGAGGUUCACACCAGUAUCUAUUGAGAGGGUGCAAACUACGAAAAAAACACACAAAUACUUUCAGUUGAGUCAAAGAUUGAGUUAUUCAGUCAAAAACCGGAGAAAAUAUUUGGAGGAGUCGAGGAUUUUGAAACCUAAGAAAACCUCACCAACUGUCCAAUAUGGUGGUGGCGGCAUCAUGCUGAUGCAAGGGUUUCACUGCCAGUGGUACUGGUACAUAGUGGGUAGAAUAAUGAAUUCUCCAACUUCACCUCAACUGAACAGUGACAUGGUUGAAACGUGGAUACAACUGGUUUUCCAACAGGACAAUGAUCCCCAAACCCAUGAAAUCUGGAUAAAACAGGCUCUUGUUAAGCUUUCACAACGGCCCCAAUCUCAAAAUAACUAAAUGAUUAACUUUGCUUAAAAGCCUGGGCUGAACCAGGAAACCAGCCAGUUUAUAUGAGCCCCUUAUUCACACAUCCCACCAGAAUAAUGCCAGAAUGUUGUUGAUAUUGUUGAGGUGCAUCUUUGUUUAGUACCUUUCCCCAAAUAUUUAGCACCUAAUAUGUUUUCUGCGCAUGAAAGAAAACAUUCAAUAAAUUCAAACUUGUGCACUUGCUGAUUAUUUUGAAAUAUAAUUGAAGUUGUAUCAUCUGGAAAAAGAACAGUUUAAAAGUAUCAUUGAAAUGAAAGCAUUUAUGCCAAUAAUGACUAUUAUGACGGCUGUAUAUAAACCUCUGACUGGACCUGGACCGGACUCUCUUUUUGUCACCUCUGAGCUCUGUGUUGCUGUAAAUCAUGAGCCCAAAGUGAACUUAAGUGGCUACUGUUAGUGUGUGUGCGCGUUUCAGUGACACCCUGUGUCCCUCUCUGCAGUGGUCCGUAGCUCUGUACAGUGUUGCACCGUUUUAUCUGUCUUUAAGAAACAGAAGAGAUACUCGGCUCCUCGAUGCUACUUAUUUUCAGAGUGAGGAUUUAUUAUUAUUAUUUUUUGUUGUAAAUAGUUGGCUCUGUCUUUAAAAGAAUCAGAAUCUGGGUCGUCGUCAGGUACUGUGCUGGACCGGAUUCUUAAAAAUGCUGUAUGUUACAUGUGCAAUGUCCUGACCUGAAGUCACACUGUUGUUUUUGAUCUCCUUCAGAUGUUUAACUUAUUCCAGUGCUGUAAACCUCAUCAAACUGUAGGCAUACUGCGUAAAUACGUGCGUUCAGAACACAUGUCACCGCUGUCUCCUCAAUAGACAAUAGAACCGGGAUACAUUUUAAAGUAGCAUGAAUCUGAAAUUGUUGGAAUUAAAUUAAAAUGCCUUACUACUGCAUCGAGGACAGCGUAUGACUUUCAUCUAUCCAUGGAUCACGGCGCUCCUCCACAUGUUAAAUAAGUAAUUGUGCUUCACAGCUCGGUGCAGAUAGGUUUGCUUUGUCCGUUUCAUUCGGGGAACUCAUGCCCAGUGGUAUCGCUGUCCCAUUACUCUGCAGGUGGAACGGCAAGUCCAGAGCAAACACUGCUUCUGAAUAUCAACCUGGAGGAAAUCAGAUUCUUUGGAUUGAUACAUUAAAUUAUAACGUGCCAGACUGCAGGAGUAAAAUAUACAUUUAUAAAGUGGAUCUGCCUUGGCUCACUGUAGUGAAUUUCUAUUCACCUCUAACUUCAUUAUGUGAUCAUCUUUGCAUACUUUAUUGUGAUAGCUUUGUGAUCUCUGACACUUUCCAAUAAAAAGAUGUGAUUUCCUUUUCCACUCUCA